UGUUGGUUUCGUGCUUAGGUUAAUGGCCUGUCUUACAUUUAUCUCUUCUCUUGAAUGCUCAGGUUUUGUCCCCUCUUCUUUCCUCAGGAAAUGAGUUUUGACAUUGCCGAGGACAUGGCCAAAGCGGAACUGAAGUACCAAGAGCCAGCUUUGGCUGGAGAAGCAUACGAGAACCAGGAAGCUGCUGCUCUCAAAUCAGAGCCCACAGAACCACCUCUUGAAAUGACAUCAGAGGUCAUUGAUGACAUGAAAUUUAUAAAAGUUGAAGAACAAACUCACAACGAGCAAAUAAACUGCCUAUGGAGUAGGCCUCGAAGAAGGAAUGGCGGUACUAACCUUUCCAUAGCAAAAGUCAAGGCAAUAGCAAGCGAAUAUGCAAACACCAGCAACGCAUUUUCACACCGUUGGUUUACAGCAUUGUAUCCUAGGGGCCCUAUCAUAUCAUGCCCCGGCUGUCCGCUACCUGUUGAGUUUGGUCCUUCUGCGUUCCUAACACUGCUCCAGCACGUUGCCUCCUGUCAUGAAGAGCAUUCCAAAGAAAUGUAUACAGUAAUUAUCAAUAAAUACUUUUCUUUCAUACAAUACAUGAAAAAUAUUGUACGUAACAAGACUAAAGAAAAAUAUGUAAAGAAAUUAAGGAGUCAUACACAGUCUCAGUAAUGACAGCAUGAAAUUGUGCAUUGUGAGAAAAUGUCUAUUGGAGAUUCUAAAUGAAUUAAACCAUAUUAAUCACUCCACACUCGAGGGAAUACUGGGAUGGAGUGGCAGGUGCUGGCAUAAGAAAAUAAGGCCUGUUAAGAAUUUGAAGACAUUUUGAUUCAUAAUUUAAAUGAAGCAUGUCCAAUAAUACAGAGAAGAGGGAAUAACAAAAUAAAAACAUGAUACUGGAGUAAGGAGUCU
This is a messenger RNA of Thrips palmi, 900 nucleotides long. RefSeq lists its product as uncharacterized. Lineage: Eukaryota; Metazoa; Arthropoda; Insecta; Thysanoptera; Thripidae. Bases 55 to 660 code for a protein of 201 amino acids. The transcript has 5 exons. The record is from RefSeq and is a predicted model, not a curated record.